CGUCCGUGCACGUAAUACGUCGCAAGUACUGACGUACAGUACGUCUCCAACUCUCAGGAAAACUUUACCCGGUUUCCCGUCAGCAGAAAUCAGUGGGUGUUUCACAUGAUGGAAGACGAUUCACCUUUAAUAACUUGUAGUGAUGAAUAUCGACUUCUUGAAACAUACUGCCAGAAGAGGAGGAAGCCCCGCGCCAGAUCGGUCCAAAGUGCCUGUAUGUACAGACUGGAGGCACGAUCAGGUGAUGAGCAAUUUGGUGAUGUGGCUGAAAAACUCACCCAGAUUGUAGACAAUGGACUCCUUGAUGAAGAACUACUCCAGACUGUAGACAAAAGACUUAUUGUUGACGAAGGGCUAGAGUCAGCUGGUGGUGUUAAAGAUGUUGACCAAGAUGUUAUAGACAAGCUUGUUGACUUACUGAAGAAAUCAGGGGACAACUUAAAUGAAAGGAUUCAGAGCAACCAUGAGCUUUUAGGAUACCUGCAGCGUACGUUCUCUUACGACUUGUUUAAAAAAGUGACCGAAGCCUUCAUCACGAGUGUGGUGCCAGAAUAUCUGCAGAGCAGAAGGAAACGUGAGCAGAUCGCCCUGGCCUUUGAGGUCACCAGCAGACUCAAAGCCCUGGACCUACACCCCAUGAACAGGGCCAUGGGAUACGGAGCUCAGUACCUGCAGGAGUAUUUCGCUCCCUGGGUUAAACAGCACGGUGGUUGGGAGAAAGCCUUUGACGAGGACGAUGAUGAAGAAGUCCACUGACAAGAUACACUGUGAAAUGGAUGGUUAUUAGUAGUCAAUGUGAUAUACAGUAUAUUGAGGAAUAU
This is a messenger RNA of Sinocyclocheilus anshuiensis, 821 nucleotides long. Its product is annotated as apoptosis facilitator Bcl-2-like protein 14. Gene Ontology annotation, biological process: regulation of extrinsic apoptotic signaling pathway. Lineage: Eukaryota; Metazoa; Chordata; Actinopteri; Cypriniformes; Cyprinidae. The record is from RefSeq and is a predicted model, not a curated record. The transcript has 6 exons. The coding region runs from base 106 to 756 and encodes 216 amino acids.